Dipodomys spectabilis (banner-tailed kangaroo rat) is the source of this 1422-nucleotide messenger RNA. It is a transcript of the gene CUNH9orf78, whose product is annotated as chromosome unknown C9orf78 homolog. Gene Ontology annotation, biological process: mRNA splicing, via spliceosome. Gene Ontology annotation, cellular component: spliceosomal complex. The record is from RefSeq and is a predicted model, not a curated record. The coding region runs from base 57 to 926 and encodes 289 amino acids. The transcript is spliced from 9 exons. NCBI's taxonomy places the organism in Eukaryota, Metazoa, Chordata, Mammalia, Rodentia, Heteromyidae.
GAGGCGCGGGCCACAGCACAGGGGCUCGGCGGCUGGACCGCGGGGCCGUUCUCACGAUGCCGGUCACCGGGAAGAUCUUCCGCCGCCGGCGGGCCGACUCGGAGUCGGAAGAAGAUGAACAGGAUUCAGAGGAGGUUCGGUUGAAGCUGGAGGAGACCCGAGAAGUGCAGAACUUGAGGAAGAGGCCCAAUGGGGUGAGUGCUGCUGCCCUGCUGGUGGGAGAGAAGGUACAAGAAGAGACUACUCUGGUGGACGAUCCCUUCCAGAUGAAGACAGGUGGCAUGGUGGACAUGAAGAAACUGAAGGAAAGGGGCAAAGAUAAGGUCAGCGAAGAGGAGGACCUACACUUGGGGACGUCGUUUUCUGCUGAGACCAACCGGAGGGACGAGGACGCAGACAUGAUGAAGUACAUCGAGACAGAGCUGAAGAAGAGGAAAGGGAUCGUGGAGCAUGAGGAACAGAAAGUAAAGCCGAAGAAUGCCGAGGACUGCCUCUAUGAGCUUCCAGAGAACAUCCGAGUCUCCUCAGCCAAGAAGACGGAGGAGAUGCUGUCCAACCAGAUGCUCAGUGGCAUCCCUGAGGUGGACCUGGGCAUCGACGCUAAAAUCAAAAACAUAAUUUCCACGGAGGACGCCAAGGCCCGCCUGCUGGCAGAGCAGCAGGACAAGAAGAAGGACAGUGAGACGUCCUUCGUGCCCACCAACAUGGCUGUGAAUUAUGUGCAGCACAACAGGUUUUAUCACGAGGAGCUCAACGCUCCCAUACGAAGAAACAAAGAAGAGCCCAAAGCACGGCCCUUGCGCGUGGGGGACACGGAGAAGCCAGAGCCUGAGCGGUCCCCUCCGAACCGGAAGCGUCCUGCCAACGAGAAGGCCACGGAUGACUACCACUAUGAGAAGUUCAAGAAGAUGAACAGGAGGUACUGACGUUGAAGCGAAGGUUGCAUUGCACUGCACCUGUGUGCACACACCCGAAGCAUUAAGGGUGUGUGUGUGUGUGUGUGUGCACCCUGUCACACACCCGAAACAUAAAGGGGGAUGUACAUAUGUGCGUCCUGUGCACACGCCCAAAGCAUAAGGGAGUGUAUAUAUGUAUGCACCCAUGGCACAUUCCCCAAAACAAGAUCUCCUGGACAGCAGCUGCCCAAUAGCUGUGGACAAUCCCAGGUAGACUCAGAGCACUGCUCCCUGCCUGCUGGACUCUGUGUUUGUUUUCGUUUCCCUGUGUAUCCCAGGCUGGCCUAGAACUUGCAGGCCUUCUGCCUCUGCCUCGCUAGUGCCGAAUAACAGACCUGCCCGACCACUCCAUUUCCCACUGGAUUUUUCAAGAACUAAAUGUGUUACCUAUUGAAAGGAAACCAUGUGUUGUUUUCAUAUUUGGGGGCAAACUCUUCUUUACAUUAUUAAAUUUUCUUUGUAAAUA